Molecule: messenger RNA, 2186 nt
Organism: Gasterosteus aculeatus aculeatus (three-spined stickleback)
Lineage: Eukaryota; Metazoa; Chordata; Actinopteri; Perciformes; Gasterosteidae
Gene: tor3a
Product: torsin family 3, member A
Cellular component (GO): nuclear envelope; endoplasmic reticulum lumen
Molecular function (GO): ATP binding; ATP hydrolysis activity
Source: RefSeq, a predicted model, not a curated record
AGGGGUAAAUGUCCGCCAAUAAGUGUCCGUGUUUGAACAACCCGGAAAGGGACCGCGCGGCGUUCACUCUGCUCUCCGCCGCCUCGGACCGUCCUCUUCACCCAUGUUUGUGCGGUGGCUGCUGCCUGUGCUCCUGGCGCUGUCCGCAGAGGCCAACUUCUUCCAAUUCGGAAGCAUUUCAAAUGCUUCCACUUACUAUUUUAAUUACAUCUAUUGCAAUAUAUGGGAGGGGGAGUGCCAGCCCAACCAGGACGAUGCAACACAGCAGGCAGUUCCCACCAGCGACCUUUGGGCGGGUUUUUCUCACGACUACAGCAGCCUGCUCCAUCAGUGGUACUGUAGCCUGGGCCAGUGCUGCGACUCUGGAGACUGCAGGAUAACCAACAACAUCUCAGGUCUGGCGAGGGACCUCAAGACCAAGCUCCACGGGCAGCACCUGGUCCAGUCUGUGGUUCUGAAAGCCAUCCAGGGUUUCAUCAACAACCCGGAGUCCAACAAGCCACUGACACUCUCCUUCCAUGGCUGGUCUGGCACGGGCAAGAACUUUGUGGCCCGGAUCAUCGCCGACAACCUUUACCGGGACGGGGUGAAGAGCGAGUGUGUCAGGCUCUUCAUCGCCCCGUUCCACUUCCCGCACGCCAGGCUGGUGGACACGUACAAGGGCCAGCUGAGGGAGGCGAUCCGCGACAUGGUGCUGCGCUGCCCUCAGACUCUCUUCAUCUUCGACGAGGCUGAGAAGCUUCACCCGGGCCUCAUUGAUGCCAUCAAACCCUACAUGGAUCACUAUGACAACGUUGAUGGAGUCAGCUACCGCAGAGCCAUCUUCCUCUUCCUCAGUAAUAUCGGUGGAGCUACGAUCAAUGACGUCGCACUGGACUUCUGGCACUCGGGUCAAAAUCGAGAGGAUAUCGGCAUGGAAGACCUGGAGCAUCGUCUGCGGGCUGAAACUAUGGAGUCUCAUGGUGGGUUCGCUCAGAGUGAACUGAUGUCCGGCCACCUGAUCGACUUCUUCGUACCAUUCCUGCCUCUGGAGUACCGCCACGUCAAGCUCUGUGCGCUGGACGCCUACACAGCACGAGGUCUGGAGACCGAUGAAGCUACGCUGGAUGAGGUUGCCAAGGCGAUGCUGUACGUCCCCAAAGAGGAGAGACUGUUCUCAGCUCAGGGAUGCAAGUCCAUCCCCCAGCGGAUCAACUUCUUUCUCCCUUAGGAGGGAGCGACAGACAGACAGAGACCUGGAAGGGAUGUGAGAUUGAUUUACCAACCCAUGUACGCACAGAGCCACAGGGAUGUGUCCUCGCUGCUCGGCUCCACGUACUCUCCCCCCCACACACACACACUCCCCCACUCCCCCCACAGAUACCAACACGUGUCUGUCCAGGUCCCUCAGAAGGCCAGAAAGCAGGACUGAUCCUGUAUAAGAGGGGGAAGCAGCUUGAGUCGCCCUGCAGACACGAGCAGCGCCACACGGUCGUCAUGCGCAGUGUGGCUGCUCCUCUUCACCUGCCUGCUUUGAAUCCUCGCUGUAUCAAAAUGCAGUAUUACACAGUACUAGUGGUUUUGAAGUGUCGUGGAGAUUGAGUGAUACAUUUUUGUCUCGCUAUUCUUUUUUUCUUCUUUAGCAAAAGUGGUAUUCUUACUGUUUUUUUAAAGUUUAGUUUCAUACUUUGUGUGCCAGCUUUGGCCUGUAAGACAUAGUGCUAAAUGUGCACGUAUUAUUUAUUGAUAUUAGUUGUGAUGUAGUUCAACAUCUUUUUGUCGAUUAGGUUGAAUGAACGUUUGAUGGGAGCCGGUGUUAUGCGUAAAUAUUAAAAGAAAAAUAUAGUGCGCCUGUAUAACGGUGAACGUACAUGGCACUGGGAUGCAAAUGUUACUGAAAAUGUGAGUACACGCCUCAAAAGCAACGACUGAAGGAUUAAUUGUUUUCGUAAAUGAUUUAAUAACCGUGCUUUUAAUAUAUUUUUAAUAGGUUGUUACUAUUGUGUCACAUGUCUUGUGUCAUUAAUUCAUUUUGCUCAUACAUUGUUCUUGUUGACUUGUUUUAAUGCUUUCACAUAAUCUCACAGGGGUUUGAGGUGGUCUGCUUUAGUGCUUUUCAGUGCCAAAGCUCAGGAUCACGUCACAAGAACAUGAAAAGAAAUGUCGGAAAUGGGAUUUUAUGAAAAUAAACACUGUAAACUGACAAA